Molecule: messenger RNA, 476 nt
Organism: Zootoca vivipara (common lizard)
Lineage: Eukaryota; Metazoa; Chordata; Lepidosauria; Squamata; Lacertidae
Source: RefSeq, a predicted model, not a curated record
GGGAUGUGGGGAGCCAUGGGCUUGCAUUCCUCUUUUAUCACAGGACGUUCCUUUCUCCUUCUCUCUCUCCAGAAAUUGAUCUGGUAUUGGAACGAUGGAUCUGUCUUCUCUCAACCUCUCUGGGACGGCCGCAGCAUCAGCACCUCCAUCUCUACAUACGAAUGUGUCUCCCUGUCUCCUUCAGGUUCCACGAAAUGGACCCAGCGUUCCUGUACGACUAGUUUGCCAUUCCUUUGCAAAUUCAAGGCCAGCUAUUAGGCCUGAACUGCCACCCUCGGCCUGAGAGGAGCACCCAAGGACCUCCAGCUUCCUGACAGGUCCGAGGCCAGCCCCUUUUCCCCAACUGCUCUGUUCACCUGCAGGAAAUCUACCCCCUCCCCUCCUCUAUUGGCCUGGAGCAGAAAAAAAAACAAGAGGCGUUUCCCAAAAUAAAUCCAGUUUGGACUCUUGAUUCCACCAAGACCUAGCCAACAGUA